Messenger RNA from Diabrotica virgifera virgifera (western corn rootworm), 5771 nucleotides. RefSeq names its product sodium/potassium/calcium exchanger Nckx30C-like. The coding region runs from base 1 to 948 and encodes 315 amino acids. The record is from RefSeq and is a predicted model, not a curated record. NCBI's taxonomy places the organism in Eukaryota, Metazoa, Arthropoda, Insecta, Coleoptera, Chrysomelidae. Gene Ontology annotation, biological process: calcium ion transmembrane transport; intracellular calcium ion homeostasis. Gene Ontology annotation, cellular component: membrane. The transcript has 4 exons. Gene Ontology annotation, molecular function: calcium, potassium:sodium antiporter activity; calcium channel activity.
AUGGCUGAAGCAUUGUUCGAAGAAGAACCUGAGGAAGAAGUUAGGGGAGAAGAGGAUGCUAGUUCGUCAGAAGAAGAGGAAGAAAUUACGGAAGACAACGAUUAUAACACUGAGUCGGAGAUAGAACUAAAUGAUAAAGAGUCUUCUGAUUCAGAUAACGAGAGCGAUGGUGAGAGUUUAGAAAGCGAUGAAGAUGAGUAUUUUAUAGCGAAAGAUAAACAAACAAAGUGGUAUAAAAAUUCAGUGCGACGCAUGUCGUCAGUGCGCGCGCGUAAGUCUCUGACCUCACAAGCCGUAGUUUGUCUACAGGUCGGAGAAGAUGGCGGCGAUGAACCUCCGGAAGCUAUGGACGUCAGUUGGCCUUCGGGGUUCCGCAAAAGAAUAACAUAUGUGCUCUUAGCUCCAAUAGUCUUCCCAUUGUGGCUUACUUUGCCCGAUACGAGGUCCCCCAGGGGCAAGAAGUAUUUCCCCGUAACGUUCAUCGGGAGCAUAGUAUGGAUAGCAGCGUACUCAUAUUUGAUGGUUUGGUGGGCCAAUAUGGUGGGAGACACUGUACAGAUACCACCGGAGGUAAUGGGGUUGACAUUUUUGGCAGCCGGUACCUCCAUUCCGGAUCUCAUCACCUCCGUCAUCGUGGCCAGGAAAGGUUUCGGUGAUAUGGCUGUCUCGUCAUCAGUCGGCAGUAACAUAUUUGAUGUUACCGUCGGAUUACCAGUGCCUUGGUUGCUGUUCGGCAUCAUCUACGGAAAACCCGUGGAGGUGAACUCGGUAGGAAUGGUGUGUUCCAUCACAAUCCUCUUCAUGAUGCUCAUCUUCGUGAUCAUGUCUAUAGCUUGCUUCCGAUGGAAGAUGAACAGAGGACUUGGUUUUACCAUGUUCUUGCUCUAUUUUGUGUUCGUCGCAGUAUCUCUUAUGUUUGAAUAUGAAUACCUCGUAUGUCCUUUUUAAAGGUCUUUUGUAUUUGAACAUAUGCAUACUAUUAUGUCCUCGUUAAGCCAAGGACUGCAUUUAUAGGUUAUAAGUAAUAUUCAUCGUUGACAAAAUUAUUCGGAAAAUAAGUGACAUAACAAAUGACAUGUAGAUUAAUAAAGCAUUUUCAUCUCCCAAACAUAUUUCUGUGGAACAUCGAAUCUUCAAGUAGGUAUAUUUUAUAUACUUUGCCACUAACAUACUACAAUUACAAAAAAAGUUGUUUUAUAUGUACCAUGUGUUACAGUAAAUGUAACAUGUUUAAUUUAUCUUUAAAAUUUAAUUUUUUUUAUCUUUUUCUUUUUUAUCUUUGAUCUUUCAUAUUUUUUAUCCGUCUAUAGUACAAGUAGAUAUUACCAUCAAAUUAAUAACUGAAUAUACAUGAAAAUGAACGAAAUUGCACAUAUUUUUUAUUUUUUGUAUCAUGAGUCACCCAUAUAUUUACAAUUAGUUACAUCCUGUAUACGUACAUGAUGUAAAGACUGUACAUGUACUCCUUUGGAAAUAAACUAAUGAAUCAACAAACUGAAAAAAUACAUAAAUAUGGUGAGAUACUUAAUGAGAUUCAUAAAUUAAUUUAAUUUAAUAUUAAAUAUAUUAAUUUUUUAUAAAAGAAGUGAAUAUAUUUGUUGUUGUUUAAAAAAUAAUGUAGUUUAGUUUUUAUAGGCUCCAUAAUGGUCAGCUUAAUAUUAAAUUUUGCUAAUAUUGAAAAUUACAAACAUCUGAUGCAACCAUAAAAUUCAAUGCAAUGCAAAAAACAAGUUUCCUAUUGUCCUGUUACAAGAAGUAAUUUGUAUUUGUAAAAGUAGAAGUUUUCUACGAAUUCUUAGUAUACUGUACUACAAUAUUUUGAAAAACAGACAAACUGAUAGGUCCUCUUAUACUCUCACUUUUAUUUAAUGAAAUAUUAUGUUGAAUGGGAUUAAAAUAUUAUAUAUUUGGAAAUAUCAUAACUGACCAACUAGACACAGUAAUAAAAUAAAACGCAGAAUUGCAAUAACUAAAACCACUUUCAGAAUUUUAGAUGGACAUCUUACAGAACCCUUAGUUGAAUUAGACAGGGGGGACUCAGUGAGCUCUAUGCUCUUUAAUUUAAUUAUGGUUGAAAUCAUCAAAAGCGUCAAUAUAAGAAAGAGGAUACACAGAGUGGGAAACAAAUACGCAAGAAUACUCUAAAACGCACACUACGCAAUAUUGAUAGCCCAAGAUGAAGAUAGUCUGCAGAUAAGGCAACAAGAGUUCAUAAGAGCAAAAUAAUUUAAUAUGUCAAUUUUAUCUCGCAAAACUAAAAUAAUAGUAAUUAGUAAAAAAAUUGAUGGGAUCCGUAUUGAACACGUAAUGGAAAUAAGGUAUCUUGGAAUUACACUGUCUAGCUAUGCAGACCUGAACAAAGAAGUGAGAAAUCAAGAACAAAAAUCAAAAAGACUGACAGGAUGUCCUAAUGAGACUAUAUAGCGAAAACGACACAUUAUCACUAAGAUGUAGUCAAGAAGUUAUAAAACCAAAGACCUAUAAUCAUAUACACAUCAGAAAUACGACCACAGCUACCAUUCACACAAAGACUACUGGAAACGGCAGAUAUGAAAGUACCGAGAAAAUAUACAGGAAAUAGAUGAGAGAUCGAAAAUAUAAGAAGAAAAAGUAACGUACCAUGUAUAGACAAAUGGACACUAAAUAGAAAAAACAAUGGAAUACCCACAUAAUGGGGGAGACACGUGUGGUCAAAAUAUCAAGAGAUAAGUCACCAAUCGGUAAAAGAAGUAUGGGCCGGCCGCGCAAAAGAUAGAGUGACAACUCGCAAUAAAGGUACUUACAUAUCAAUCUACCAAUGAAUAAGCAGCAUUGCCUAUAAAGAGUAAGCAGACUAUUUUUAUAAAUUAAUAUGAGAACAUUCUUUUAAAGUAGUCAUAUUAAUGUGGAACUAGGACAAAUAAAUAUUAUAUAUGAAUCGUAUUAAAUCGUGUCCUAUAACUAGAACAAAUAACUAUUAUAAUAUAAGACCUAUUCUGUAACUGAUUCAGCCCUAUUCUGUAACUUUUAACAAAUCGAAUAGAAAUGACCAAGUCGAAUCGUAAUUACCCGAAAUCAGAAUGUUUGAUAUCUAUCGCGUCAUUUUCGUGUUUGGAUUGGCAUUAUGUAACUCACAUCGUAAGCAGGUUAAAUCGAAAUCGGCAAUUUCUAUUUCACGCGGUCAAGAGGGGGUGGCAACCCCGCAUUGUCAAGGAAAGUUAGUGUUCUGUGACCUGUUUGUUGCUGGUUCUAAAUCUGAAAUACGAUACCGUUGCCAUAUCUUCAAUUUUUCAUACUAUCACAUUACAUACAGUUACAUUUUUAAAAAUAGUUUUCAAAUAACAAAAAAGAAACGUUUUGAAAAGUAAACAAUAAAAAAUAUUAGUGUAAAUAAUAGACACAAAAACCUCAAAAGAUGAUAAAUGGUUUUAAAUCAAAGUUAAUUAAAAUUGUUAUAAAAAAGAUGAUAAAUAAAAAAGAUAAAUGAGGAUAAGAUGUAUGAUGUAAGAUAUUACUAAUAAUUAUACAAUCUUAAGAUUUGAUUCCAGCUAAAAUAACUUAUAAACAACUUUUCCCAACAACAGCGUCUUUUCUAUAAUUAUUUUCUUUUCUAUAAGCAUUAAUUAAUACAAAUACAAGUAAACUGGUAUAAUAUAUUUAUCAGUCAACGCUAUAAGACUCUCUUUAUAUUUUAAACGUGUUGUACAAUCUAUUGUUGUACAUUAUGCCAUUGAUUGAAAUUGUACAAACAAAAAAAGUUUGGCAACACUGUGACUGGCAAACAUUCAGAAUUCAGAAUCUGAAUUUUGGAUGCCAAAUGAAUUAUAAGGAUAGGAAAUAUACCAUUCCCUAAGUAAAUACCACCACAGACUAAAAAUUAAGCAGAUACAAAAGGUAAAAAUACUAUAAAUAAUUAUAAAUAGGUAAGUAGUAAUAAAUUAUUUUUAGUAGAUAUAAAAUAUAAACGUCAAAACAAAAUACAAUGCGCUUGCGUCAAGCACAAUUCCGAUUAUCGAAAUUUAAUUUCGACAGGGUAAAUGGUGUCGAAGUCAUUUCUAUUCACUAUUCCGAUUGUAGAAAUUCCGAGGUAGUUAUGGAAUACCGAUUUUGACUAUUUCUAUUCGACUUGACCACUUCUAUUCGAUUUUCCAGACUUCUAUCAUCGAAAUGAGUUGCAGAAUGGGCAUGAAUGUAUGUAUUGUCUGUGCUCUUGCAUAAAGCAGAAUUGUCACAACAUAAUUUUAGAGAGGCAGAACGACAAAAAAUGAAAGAUACAGGUAUGAAAGAUAUUUUGAACAGAAAAAAAUAUGGAGAAGAUAAAGUUAUUAAAAACGGUUCAACGUAGUAAAUCAUUUUAUCUGGGCCAUAUGUUGAGAGAUUGAGUUGAUAUCAAAUCCUCUAAAUGAAUUCAAAAGUAAAAUAAAACCUUAAAAUGAUAUUCGAGAUUGAAUGAAAAUACAAGCAUACAUUGGGUAGCAUUUAAUGAAAGCAUACUGAUUACGAAUCUAAACAUCUACGGACAAAAAAAUUACUAUAUUAUUAUUAGGCGUCUAAUAUGCCCUCAAUGAAAAGAAAAAGAUACGUCCUACCAACAACUGGAGAACGUAUUCUCAAUCAAUUAUAAUGAUGGGCAACCUAAAUGAAAGAACUGUAGCUAACUUCGGAGAAGAAGUGACAAAUAAUAACUUAUAUUAUAUGUAUAUUAUUAUAAAAUAUAACAGUGUUUUAAAUAAAAUCGUUGAACCUACUUUAUUGAUGCAAAAGCUGCAACUCACUAAAACAAGGAACAAAAACUCAUUGUUCUGGAAAUGGACUUUUGGAGCAGAUCAGCAGGUAUAUUCAGAAUGAUGCACGCAACAAAUGAAAGAAUAAGAUGAAGCAUAGACAGGACAACCACCAUCAUAUAGCAAAUACAGCAGGCAAACCUUAGUUCGUACGAAGCUGCACAAAGAAUACCAUACCAUCGCCUACCGAAGUUUAUAUUGGACUGGAUGGGAUUUGAAGAUAUGAAUAAGAAAUAUAGACAACCCAGUCAUCAACAAUACAACGAUAAAAUAAAUAACAGAAUCGAAAUUAUAAAAAGACAAUCAAAAAAGUGAAAAUUUCACAUUGCAACCCUAAUAUAGUGUAACCUUUUUCCUUUCCAAUAUCCAGUCCAAAAAUAACUUACAAAUAUGGAGACUAAGACAAUUUAAAAUCAAAUAAGUCCACAUAAUAAGACGGAAGAAAGAGGAAGGAAUAUAGCUAUGAUAUACGGAAAGAGCAACUAAAGAAUAUUAUAAUAAUAAUAUAAUAAUGCGAGCCAAAUGCAAAGAAGUAGAACACACAGAAAGAUACAACUUCAUGGUUUAAUUAAAGCUUCUUAUAACUUUUUAUAUUUUCGAAUAAAAAUGUUAGAUAGGUAUGGUAUUUUUAAUCAUGGAUUAGAAAGAAUAACAAUGCAAAAUUAACGUAGAUAAUCCAGUUGGUACAAUAAUAAUUAAAUUAUUAAUUUUUAUUUUGGAUAAUUUUUUUUUAAAUAUAUUUCGUCACACUAAAACAGAAAACGCUUAAAUUUGUAUCUGUAAUUAUAAUACCUGGAACUGUUAUUAAAUACAAAAAAAAUUUACAGCGCACUCCUUUAGAAACUGGAUGAUUUAUAAUUGAUGUUAAAAUUAAAUUAUUAACAUGAAACCAAUUUGGUUAUCGUAAUAUCAUAAAAUAUAAUAAAUUUAUAAUUAUUUAUUUGGCGCAUUUUAAAUAAUAUAUUAUAUUAUAAUUUACAUUUCCUAAACAAUUGAAAUAUGUUUGGG